UAUGUGAUGUGUGGCACACUGAGCAACGAAGUACACUGCACCAGGAUAACGCCGAUCCAAGGUUCUGCUUCGAGUAUGGACGAUGCGGGAAAGCGGGUUCUGGAAACCAGUGCUACGGUUGUCGAUCUGACCCUCAAAGAAACGCUUUGCCUCAAUUUUUCGGAUGCAACAUCAGCGCAACUCCACACCAUUGAAUAUGUGCGAAUGGAGCAACAGUUUCCAGUGUCUGCAUCCUAUCAGUUCGGCAUUCCACUGAUUACAACUUCGUGCAUCUGCGACUGCGCCGGCGCUGAGCAGUACUGCAAUAUGGAUGAUUAUAAAUACAAGAACUGUACCAAAGGCGCGCUUUGCUAUCGGACCUACCAUGCACACCAGUCGAGUUCCGGAUGCCUGAUGUCAUCAAAGAGCGAAGUUUGCUGCGAAAUAGCGAUCGAACCUUAUGGCGGCAAAAGUUAUACAGCGGUGAAACUGAACCAGCCAGAUACAAUCAUCGUUUUGAGGCACCGUAUCUACGAGCGAGCAUCGAGUCGAUGGAGCGAAGCAGCUUCCGAAGAAUUCGAAGCAGUUGUCAAUAAAGGCUCCGCGAAAAUGGAAACCAUUGAUAAAAGAAAGGUCGGAUCCAUGAAACCAUUGUGCAUCCUGGAAUUGACAUGCUGGUUCCACGGUGUUUAG
Molecule: messenger RNA, 672 nt
Organism: Gongylonema pulchrum
Lineage: Eukaryota; Metazoa; Nematoda; Chromadorea; Rhabditida; Gongylonematidae
Source: the annotation of a GenBank genome assembly